This is a messenger RNA of Macrosiphum euphorbiae (potato aphid), 411 nucleotides long. Lineage: Eukaryota; Metazoa; Arthropoda; Insecta; Hemiptera; Aphididae. The record is from the annotation of a GenBank genome assembly.
AUGGCAGCAGCAAUGGAGCACUUCAGGGAAAGGCAGGUGGACCAAUCGUAUCAUCGGCGACGUAUUCAAAUGGUACACGGCGAGGUGUCAUACCACCUAGCCCAGGUGCUGACGGGCCACGGGUGUUUCGGUACGUAUCUACACAAAUAUUGUAACCAGGCGACAGACGCGUGUGCGCAAUGUGGUACAACGCCAGACACUCCAGAACAUGCCGUGUUCCAGUGCGACGCCUGGCACAAAUGGCGGACGGAAGCCUGCGUCUACUUGGAAGUGGACAACAUAACGCCGGAGAAUACAACAGCCAUCAUGCUGAGCUCGACAAACUCAUGGGAGAGAGUCAACUCCCUCUUCACGAGAAUCAUGAUGUGCCGAGAACGAGAGGAACGCAGGGUGCAGCGAGGCGGAGUAUGA